AUGGGAACAUGUUCAAGUUAACCAAAGUAGCAUAAAAAUAAUAUUAAACCAAAAACAAUCUAGAAUAAACUUGAAACUAAUCUCAACUCAGACUAAAAGCAACUUAUAUCUUAAAAAUAAAAAGAGAUAUAUCAAGGCCCAAAAUAACCAAAUUAAGAAGUUUAAGAAUAAGAGGAAAAAAAAGAAAAUGAAGUUAGCUUUGAGAAUUAGUUAACAGAUGAAACAGCAAUUAAAUCAUAUCUCUUAGGGGAAGAGAUGUCAGACUUAGUUAUAUAGAAAGAUAACAACUUAAUUGUCCAAAUACAACGUAAAUUAAGAUUUAAAGAUAAAACUUUGAUAGCAUCUGUGAUAAAAUCACUUUUUUUAUGGAUUAGUAUGAAUUGAUUUGACAUAAUUAAUUAGUGUAAAGAAAUUAGAAGAUCCAAUUUAUCAGUUAGAUAAAAAGUAUCCAAGUGAGGUCUCAAUAAUUUCUAACAAUUUUAUAGCUUUCUUUAUAGGAUCUUUUCGAAUAUGAUUUAAACUUAAUGAAAAAUGAUUAGAUUCUAUAAAAAGGACUUGAAUUAUGUUGUAAAACAUACCAUAUAUUAUAAAAUUUAGGAAAGAAGUCAAAAACUUAAAAAACAUAUACAUAAGUUAUAUAAGAUGAAGAAAUGAUAAGAAAUGAAGAAUUAAAAAAAUAAUACUUAAUAGUUUAGAGUGAAAUAAAAUUGGAAAUUAUACGAACAUUUUCAAAUAACAAUGAUAUUGUUAAAUCUUAACAAUAAUAAAAUAAUCCUUUAGUUUCCUUGAAAUUCAAUACAAAACAUACCAUUACAUUAGCAAAAUAAUAAACAUAAAAUAAUAAGCAGGAGAUGAUGAUGAAAAUAGUAACUUAUUUUAAUCACUUUAAGAUGCUUUAGAUUAUGAUAUUCAGUAUAAUUAAUAUGAUAUGA
Molecule: messenger RNA, 932 nt
Organism: Paramecium pentaurelia
Lineage: Eukaryota; Ciliophora; Oligohymenophorea; Peniculida; Parameciidae
Source: the annotation of a GenBank genome assembly